GCACAGCGCUGAAACGGCUCCACACAGAUCUGUAGCAGUGUCACAGUGUCACUGUUUUACCGGGGAAAGGGAUACACUCGCGUUUCACAUUUAGGCGCAUUACAGCCACCGGCAACGCUAUGCUACAUUUUUAACUGAACGACGGAAUAACUGCAAAAAUGACGGUGGAUUUUGAGGAAUGUAUUAAAGAUUCACCUCGAUUCAGGGCGAAUAUCGAUGAAGUCGAGACUGAUGUUGUGGAAAUAGAAGCCAAGUUGGAUAAGCUGGUGAAGCUAUGCAGCGGUAUGAUCGAAGCAGGUCGUGCGUACAUCAGUGCCAAUAAACUCUUCAUCAACGGCAUUCGAGACUUGUCUCACCACUGCAAAAAGGAGGAGAUGAUCUCAGAAUGUCUUGAAAAAUGUGGCGAGAGCCUUCAGGAAAUCGUCAACUAUCACAUGAUCCUGUUUGACCAGACCCAGAGAUCCGUAAAGCAACAGUUGCACAAUUUUGUGAAGGAGGAUGUUCGAAAGUUUAAAGAGACGAAGAAGCAGUUCGAUAAGGUGCGGGAGGAUAUGGAGAUCGCCCAGGUGAAGAACGCACAGGCACCUCGUAACAAACCGCAUGAGGUAGAGGAGGCCAGCAGUACCCUCAUCACGACCCGGAAGUGCUUCCGACAUCUCGCCCUGGACUAUGUGUUGCAGAUCAAUGUUCUUCAGGCCAAAAAGAAAUUUGAAAUUUUGGAUUCGAUGCUGUCGUUCAUGCAGGCUCAGUACAGUCUCUUCCAGCAGGGCUUCAACAUCUUAGACGAGGUCGACCCCUACAUGAAGAAGCUGGCUGCUGAGUUGGAUCAGCUGGUCAUAGAUUCAGCUGUGGAGAAGAGAGAGAUGGAGCACAAACAUGCCACCAUACAGCAAAGAACUUUGAUGCAGGAUUUUGCAUACGAUGACUCCAAAGUGGAAUUCAAUGUUGAUGCUCCUAAUGGUGUCGUGAUGGAGGGAUACCUGUUCAAGAGGGCGAGCAAUGCUUUCAAGACAUGGAACAGGCGAUGGUUUUCAAUACAGAACAGUCAGUUAGUGUAUCAGAAGCGACUAAAAGAUGCUUUGACUGUGGUUGUGGAGGACCUGCGGCUUUGCUCUGUGAAACCAUGUGAGGACAUCGAGAGAAGGUUCUGUUUUGAAGUGGUGUCACCUACAAAGAGCUGUAUGCUACAGGCUGAAUCUGAGAAGCUCCGUCAAGCUUGGAUUCAAGCAGUUCAGGCAAGCAUUGCGUCUGCCUACAGGGAGAUUUCUGAUAACUAUUAUAUUGAGCGUUUGGACAGGACAGCGUCUCCCUCCACGAGCAGUAUCGACUCUGCCAGCGAGCCGCGGGAGCGUAUUGUUAAGGGAGAGAGUAUCCUACAGCGGGUCCAGUCUCUGCCAGGAAACGAGAUCUGCUGCGACUGUGGCCAGGCCGACCCUCGCUGGGCCAGCAUCAACCUCGGCAAUCUGCUCUGCAUCGAAUGCUCUAGCAUUCACAGGAGUUUGGGCGUCCACUGCUCUAAGGUUCGCUCUUUAACACUCGACACAUGGGAGCCAGAGCUUAUGAAGUUAAUGUGUGAGCUUGGCAACACUGUAAUCAACCAGAUUUAUGAAGGUGCGUGUGAGGAGCAGGGACUUAAGAAACCUGGUCCCAACAGCUCAAGGCAGGAGAAAGAAGCGUGGAUCAAAGCGAAAUAUGUGCAGAGGAAGUUUCUGAAGAAGAUGUGUGGCUCCGAGGCCCUGGUGGAGGGGAGCAGAAAAUCACACCACUGGAGCGUGAAGAAGUGCAGGAGACACAACAGCUCCAUCAGAGCCCCUAAAACCCGCCGGAAAUACAGGCACGAUGCCAGGAUCAUGUCGCCAGCCAAUCUCUCUGCUGCUGCGGCAGCUGCAAAGUUUCGGAGAGAAUCCUUGUUUUGUCCCGACGAGCUUGAUUCGCUCUUCUCUUACUUCGACACAGGCUCAGGGCCUCGCAGCCCCACAGGUCUCAGCAGUGAUAGCGGGCUUGGCGGCAGUACUGACGGCAGCACAGACAUACUCAUUUUCGGCUCCGUGGUGGACAGCGUCACUGAGGAAGAGCGUGAAGACUCGGAUGAGUCCAGUGGGGAGGUUGAUAUCGAGCAGGAAGCAUCGGAUCCAGAGGACGGCAGGGAGCUUGACCCAAAGACGCUGCUUCAUAAGGCGUCACGGGCCAGGAACCUAUCGGUCAUGGCAGAGGCGCUCGCGCACGGUGCAGAUGUCAACUCCGUCAGUGAGGAGGAUGAAAGCAAGAGUCCAUUAAUACAAGCCGUCGCAGGGGGCUCUCUGAUAGCCUGUGAGUUCCUGCUGCAGAAUGGAGCAGAUGUCAAUCAGAGGGACGUACGAGGACGGGCACCUCUGCACCACGCCACGUGCCUGGGUCACACGGGACAGGUGUGUUUGUUCCUGAAGCGAGGAGCCUCUCAGAUGGAGGUCGAUGAGGAUGGGCAGGACCCUCUCAGUAUCGCUGUUCAGGCAGCCAACGCAGACAUCGUCACAUUAUUGCGGUUAGCCCGGAUGAAUGAGGAGAUGCGAGAAGCAGACGGGCCCUUCGGACAGCCAGAACCCAGUAUACCUGCGAGUCCAUUGAGGGUAAAGCGCAAGAGUUCACGAGCAUCACCACGUGCACUGUCAUCUUUCGGGAGUUUCCGCACAUGGCUUUACACGCCUCCAAAACACUAACCAGCUGUCCUGCUUAAACCAGACGCCCUCAGAGACUCUAGCAGGACAUGAAGGACUGUGAUGAAGAUUCUACUCAUCUCAAAGAAUAAUAUAUGGCAAUAUUUAAAGAAGAACUUGGGGAUGGUGUUCGGUUUUAACAACAUGGAUUGAUUGGUUUUUAGAUUUGGUCCUUUCCUAAGCCUAAGUUUUUAUAGUUCUUUUAUGUUAUUUUAAAAGUUGUCAUCCCUUGUGUGAUCUGGGCAGAGUUAAGCAGCUUUGAUUCCCAGGGUUUGGUUUCCAGGAUUUGCUUCCCAUAAUUAAAGAGAGAUUUAUUCAGAAUUCUUGAUCUGUGAAUUUUAACUAUGUGAAUAAAAAGUCUAAUUCACAUGGCACCAUUCUGUAAUUCAUCUAUGAGGAGAGUGACAUCUAGUGAGCUUAAGCUACACAGGACUGGAUCAAAUAGUUCAAUAAUUAUGUUCUUGAAGGAUAACUUAGAUUUUGAUAUCAACAAUUUGAAUAUACACUGGCAGUGAUUUU
This is a messenger RNA of Sinocyclocheilus anshuiensis, 3212 nucleotides long. RefSeq names its product arf-GAP with coiled-coil, ANK repeat and PH domain-containing protein 3-like. The transcript is spliced from 26 exons. Gene Ontology annotation, molecular function: GTPase activator activity; protein binding. Gene Ontology annotation, cellular component: cytoplasm. The record is from RefSeq and is a predicted model, not a curated record. Lineage: Eukaryota; Metazoa; Chordata; Actinopteri; Cypriniformes; Cyprinidae. Bases 159 to 2696 code for a protein of 845 amino acids.